Sorghum bicolor (sorghum) is the source of this 688-nucleotide messenger RNA. RefSeq lists its product as uncharacterized. The transcript has a single exon. NCBI's taxonomy places the organism in Eukaryota, Viridiplantae, Streptophyta, Magnoliopsida, Poales, Poaceae. The record is from RefSeq and is a predicted model, not a curated record. The coding region runs from base 106 to 537 and encodes 143 amino acids.
GCUUAAUUAUAUAAAAAAAGCUAUCCUAGUGCUUAUAUACAAUACACACUUGUUUGUGCUCGUGGUUAAUAGCUAGCUAGUAGUAGUAGUAUACACCAAGCAGCCAUGGCCAAACAGUCUCUUCUCCUGGCCAUCCUAUUCGUGGCCUGUAUGCUGGAGGCCAACUCAAAAAUAGCUGCAGCUUCGACAGCUUACGACGUUCUACAGCAGAACAACUUGCCGCAGGGGCUGUUACCGCUUGGCGUGAAGUCAUAUGUCCUCAAGGGCAGCGCUUUGUCUGUGAGUCUCGGCAGGGAGUGCAACUUCUUGGUCACUGUUGGUGGCAAGCAAUUCAAGUUCAGGUACGCCAGCACCGUCAGCGGGGUGAUCAAAUCUGGCUCCAUCACUGGCGUGAAUGGCGUGCGCCUACAGGUGGAGUUCGCGUGGCUCGGGGUCAACCAAGUCAGUCGCGCUGGUAACCAGAUCACUAUCCAGCUGGAGAAGUCCUCCCAGUCUUUCCCUGUCAGCGGUUUUUCACAGAGCCCCCGGUGCACCUGAUCAGUCUCUAAUUUCUGAAGCAGCAUUUGUGGAGUAGUACAAGUGCUUGCCAAUAGUUUUGUUCAUCCUUCAUGCAUGUGUUUCUUAGGCUCAUAUAUAUGCUGCUUAUAUGGAGUGAUUAUAAUAAUAAAGUAGAGUGUUUUCCAGUAAA